AUGGUGAUUUUUAAAAUUAACAUGGAAAAACAUAUUUUAUUUGAUUGCAUUAGAGUGUUAACAUUUGAAGACAUUAACAAUACGGAGUGGAUAGAAUUGCUGGAUCUUAAAUUGGAAGAAGUUUAUGGCAAAUUACAAAUUAACUAUGAACAAACUUUUACUACCUUGACAAGUAUAACUUCACUUAAUUUUUCGAAAAAUAUUACAUCAGAAUGGAAAUAUGUUUGUUUAGGAUUCUACAUUAUUAAAACAUUAAUCCCGCUAAUCGAUAAAUCGGAGAAACUAUUUUUAAGCGUACAAGAAACAAAAGAUUUUAAAAAGUUUUUAAAAACUAUGAUAUAUAUUGGUAUUUCUACGAAACUGCAACCGAACUUACCAUUUUAUUCAAAAACAAAAUUUCCUGAAAAUGGAGAUAUAUUUUGGAAUUAUAAUGUCCUUAAAUGUGUUACGUUCGGUUUAACAGAACUUUUAAAAAUACCAGUCUUAAGGAUUUCUAUAAUACCAGAAGCUUUUAAAGACAUUUUGGUCGCUUUAUAUCAAAUUUCUUACUGCCCUUUAAAAAAACCAGUCACUGCAAUUGGAAAUAGUGACACGAGUGAGAUUGUAACUAAAGAAAUUUACGAAAAACUACUUCAAGAACAACAGUGUUUUAUAAAAAUUUUAAACCAUCUAGAAAAGACGGUUCAUCCAAAUAUAUUUGUCAAAAACACAAUGAUGAUUAUGCAUAAAAAUUCCCCUACUUGGUUUAGAAAACAUGUAUCACAUACUUUAACAAAUUUUCUGCGAUCCGAAAAUGGUGUAGAACUUGUAGCUGUAGCUCUCUUUAGCGAUCAUGAAAAUGACACCGCACAUAUUUGGAAAAUUUUAGAAAUAUUUUCAAAGCUUAUUUUAAGUUGUAAAAAGUUCUCGGACUUCAAGGAAAAUAUCUGCAAACAGUUAAUUAAGCUUUUAAAUAAACAACAAGAGGAAAAAUCUUUCGCAGAAAUAAUUUUUCCUUAUUGCACAAAGGCUUUUUAUAAAGAAGAUCAAGAAAUAUGCAAAUCGAUUUUUAUUAGGGAAAUCAUAAGUCCAUUGCUUUAUUUUACUUACAAUACUCAUAAGUUUACCGAUGAAAACAUUACUGCAAAACUAAAUCUGACUAUAAGAAUGCUACAUGCUGUUUUUGUUCAGAAUGCCGCAGAAGAAAACGUUGUACCUGUAAAUAUUCUUCAACCUGUCAUUUAUGUGAUAUUUCGAUUUUAUGCUUUAACUCAACAAAGUUCAUUUGAAGCUCUGAACAAUGAUCUGAAAGAUAUUUUAAUCCAUUAUUUAGAACACCAGUCCAAUAAUUACAUAAACAUUUUUGACAGAUUUUUAUUCGAUUUAGACUGUAAAGAAAUUCUUUCAUUUAGAAAUGACAUUGUCAUACAAGUCGAUGCAGAAAAUAUAAAAUUAUGCAAAUCAGAACAUUCAGUUAAUUAUUCUUCGGCAGCAAGUUUUGAAUAUUUAUUUAAAUUAAUUAAAUUAAAACCAAAUUUGCUAGUUAAUCUAUUUAGUUACCUAUUAAAUUGUAUUACAAACGAGAACAAGUAUUUUCGAAAGGAUAAUGAUGAUCUGCUAGAUGUGGAAGAUUAUUUAAGUAAUGAAUAUUUCGCAAGAAAAAUAUCUGUUUAUAAAUUACUAUCAGAACUUGCAGAAGAAAAAUGUGUUCAAAACCAAUUAAAUGAAAACCCUACUGACAUAGUUCAGUACGUUUGUAAAGUUUUAAAUAAAACCAUAGAGUUGGGCACACACUUAUUGGAAGAUAGUGACAGUGAUGGCUAUCAGUCAGUGUUUACUAUACUUAUUAUCUUAGAGAAUUUAUUAUCAAAUUCAUCAACACACGAUCCUAAAAAAUAUAACACAUUAUUAGAACCAUUGGUAAAGAUACAAUCAGAAACAAAAAAUAAAGAAAUGAAAGAUAUUAUAAAAUCAAUUUUAAAUACUUUAGAAGGAACAGUAAAAAGUAGGUCUAAGCCAAUUGAUAAAGAAUCUAAAACUGAAUUAGAUAAAGCAAUUGACGACAUCUGCGAUGCCCUAAUUCCAACCAGAGGCCAUGGACUAUUAACACUUACUAAACUGAUUGCAAAAAGGGAUAAAAAUACCAUUGAACGAAAGCAAUUUGUACUCAAUAUACUACAGCAAAAUCUAACGAACGAAGAUUCCUUCAUUUAUUUGAAUGCUAUCAAUGGUCUUGCUUCAAUGGCAGAUCUUUUUCCUGAUACAAUACUAAAUAUUUUAUGUGAAGAAUAUUCGGAUUCUAGCAGAAAACGUACUGAAGAUAAUUCUGAAGUAAGAAUGAAACUGGGAGAGGUUUUACUAAGAGUCUCGAAAGGUUUAGGUGAAAUGGCUCCGAAGCAUAAACCACUUCUUCUAAAUACAUUUUUAAUAGGAACAAAAGAUGAUGACGAUCUAAUCCGUGCUUCAAGUUUAUCGAAUUUAGGGGAAAUAUGUAGAGUUUUGGGUUACAAACUUGGCACUAUGUUUACAGAGGUGUUAGUAUGCGUCCACUCAAUAAUCGCAACUGACAAAUCACCGCAAGCACGUCGUGCAGCCGUCACGGUUAUCAGACAGUUAUUCAUCGGUCUCGACCAAGAAAUCAUUGCAUUUUUUAAAGACGAUAUUUUGCCUGUGUAUAGGACACUAAAACACGUCUACAACAACGAUAAGGAUGACGUCAUGAGGCUGCAAGCUCAAUUGGCUUUGGAAGAGCUAAACGAGAGUAUGAAGAGUUUUGUGUUUCCCAAGCCGGAAUUGAAUUUAGAGAAGAAAAUUGUUAUGUUAGAUUAG
Messenger RNA from Psylliodes chrysocephalus, 2808 nucleotides. The record is from the annotation of a GenBank genome assembly. NCBI's taxonomy places the organism in Eukaryota, Metazoa, Arthropoda, Insecta, Coleoptera, Chrysomelidae.